This is a messenger RNA of Hemibagrus wyckioides, 872 nucleotides long. RefSeq names its product A kinase (PRKA) interacting protein 1 (gene akip1). The transcript is spliced from 5 exons. NCBI's taxonomy places the organism in Eukaryota, Metazoa, Chordata, Actinopteri, Siluriformes, Bagridae. Gene Ontology annotation, cellular component: nucleoplasm. The coding region runs from base 147 to 659 and encodes 170 amino acids. Gene Ontology annotation, biological process: regulation of non-canonical NF-kappaB signal transduction. The record is from RefSeq and is a predicted model, not a curated record.
AGAAAAACUUCACGAUUCACUUUCGUUUACACGCCCAGCAGAUCUGAAUUAGUGAUACUGCUGUAAGGACAAUGUCGGGAUAGUGGUGACUGUUCGUGCAGGAAAUAGAAAUAACAGGAAAGCAUUUCGUGUUGCGCAGAUCGAUCAUGGCAGGUCGGUGUUGGCUGGAGUCUUCACUUGAUCGCUCGUCAAAACUCGGAAUUGAGGUGUUGCAGAGAGCCAGAAGACGAUCGGAAAGGUGGAAGAGUGUAAGAGCGUCUCAUCGAGAUCAUUCUGGCAGUGAGAAGCACACGGAAGUUCUGGAGCACCCUGCUACCCGGAUGACCUUGGAUGAUGCUUUUGCAAAAAUAGUGGAGUGCAUGUCUGAAACCAGCAAUCAAUGCAAGACGUUUUACAGAUCUGCCAGUGCAGCAGAGCUUCGGGAACAAGAGCGAGCCCAUGUGUGUCGAUUUCAUGCUAAGACUUCAAGACAAAUUCAAACCACCACCUUAACCUCCAAAAGAGCUCAGUACACUGGUUUGUCCGAACCAGAGGAUUUCUUGAUUGAAGUGUCUCCAGGUACUUAUGCCAUUACAGCAGCAAUGCAGGAUGCCGGCCCACAGACCCGAGUGGUACACGUCAAUGCAGGGGAGAGCACGAGACUCACAUUCAACCUCUGACCUCAAGCUACUGUCCUCAGGGUUGAGGAAGUUUCUAAAUACAGUGAAACAUCUGGGCAUCUCAAACACAGUAUAACUUCCUUGCACUUAAAACUGAAAAUAACAGAAUUUAAGCUCUUUGGUGCACUUAAUGUAAUGUAUAAUGUACCUUGUAAUGUGUACAUGUACUACUCAGGGUUUUUUCUACAGGACUGAUUCUGAACAAUUAUGAUC